AUGGCCCAGCCCUACCCCCCUGCCCAGUACCCCCCUCCGCCUCAGAAUGGAAUCCCAGCUGAAUACGCCCCGCCUCCACCACACCCCACACAGGACUACUCCGGCCAGACCCCAGUCCCCCCAGAGCACGGCAUGACCCUCUACACACCAGCACAGACGCACCCUGAGCAGCCGGGCACCGAGGCCAGUACACAGCCCAUUGCUGGGACCCAGACAGUGCCGCAGGCAGAUGAGGCAGCCCAGACGGACAGCCAGCAGCUCCACCCUUCUGACCCUACGGAGAAGCAGCAGCCCAAACGACUACAUGUCUCCAACAUCCCCUUCCGGUUCAGGGACCCUGACCUGCGGCAAAUGUUCGGGCAAUUCGGGAAAAUUUUAGACGUGGAGAUCAUUUUUAACGAGCGGGGCUCCAAGGGUUUUGGGUUUGUAACUUUUGAAACUAGCUCAGAUGCUGACCGAGCCCGGGAGAAGCUGAAUGGGACGAUCGUAGAGGGACGGAAAAUUGAGGUUAAUAAUGCCACAGCCCGGGUCAUGACCAAUAAGAAGCCUGGAAACCCAUAUGCUAACGGCUGGAAGCUAAACCCUGUAGUAGGGGCAGUCUAUGGGCCUGAAUUCUAUGCAGUGACCAGUUUCCCCUACCCCACCACGGGCACCGCCGUCGCCUACCGGGGUGCACACCUGCGGGGCCGGGGCCGUGCUGUGUAUAAUACAUUUCGAGCUGCACCACCUCCGCCCCCCAUUCCGACUUAUGGAGCGGCACUGGAGCAAACGCUUGUUAAAAUGCCAGUCCCGUGGGCGGGGCUGGCACCGUGCCCCCUCCCUCCUCAGCAGACACCGGAGCCGGCCUACCCCGCCUCUCCAGCGUUCCCACCACUCUCUUGUCCGUUUGCUUCCAGGGUCGUGUAUCAGGAUGGAUUUUAUGGUGCUGAGAUUUAUGGAGGCUAUGCAGCUUACAGAUAUGCUCAGCCCGCAGCCGCAGCCGCCGCAGCCUACAGUGACAGUUAUGGCCGAGUCUAUGCAGCCACCGAUCCCUACCACCACACCAUCGGCCCCACAGCAACCUACAGCAUCGGAACCAUGGCUAGCCUCUGCCGAGGAGGGUACAGCCGCUUCACCCCCUACUAG
This is a messenger RNA of Arvicola amphibius (Eurasian water vole), 1125 nucleotides long. RefSeq names its product RNA binding fox-1 homolog 3 (gene Rbfox3). The coding region runs from base 1 to 1125 and encodes 374 amino acids. Gene Ontology annotation, molecular function: mRNA binding. The record is from RefSeq and is a predicted model, not a curated record. Gene Ontology annotation, biological process: nervous system development; regulation of alternative mRNA splicing, via spliceosome. Gene Ontology annotation, cellular component: cytoplasm; nucleus. The transcript has 11 exons. Lineage: Eukaryota; Metazoa; Chordata; Mammalia; Rodentia; Cricetidae.